This is a messenger RNA of Racocetra fulgida, 633 nucleotides long. Lineage: Eukaryota; Fungi; Glomeromycota; Glomeromycetes; Diversisporales; Gigasporaceae. The record is from the annotation of a GenBank genome assembly.
GUUGAUAAAACAGCCACUAGCGAGUACGCGCGUAAAAUUCAGAGACUUUCGGAUGUGGUUGAUGAGUUUAAAUUGGUAUCGCCUGUAUCUCGUGCAUUUUCGCAAGCGCGUUUUGUUAAACAUGCACAUCAAUCUCAAGAAGAAAAAAAUAAAGAGAAUCAAUUGGAAUUAAAAAUGGUUAGACAGGCUGAAAAAGAAUUAAAAGAGGAACUUAUGCAGCCACCCACGCACUCACUUAAUACUGAGCCUGAUAAUAUGAGAACGUAUAACGAAAAAAGGAUGGACACAUCAAAUAUUGAAACUGUUCUGCAACAUCACCGGAAAACGCAAGACGAACUUACAAAUGAAUUAGUAAAAAUGGCAGGAAAAUUAAAAAUGAAUUCAGUGACGUUUGGUGAUAUAUUGGCCAAAGAUGUGAAGGUUCACGAGGCCCAAAGCUCUCUUGGUAUUAAUUUAGAUCGAUUAAAAAAGGAAGGAGCCAGAUUGGGAGCGUAUGCUGCACAAUCCGGCAAAACUACAUGGCUGGUGUGGGGAGUUUCUUCGGAAGGAAAAGAUCCAGGGAUUGAUGGAAAGGAGUAUACCCUCGAAUUGGAUGAUGGCCUAGGGAUGCUUUCAGAGUUAAGAUACGCCUAA